AUGGCUAAACCCUCUUUCUCUAUCUGUGGAUACCGGCGCUCGGAAGACUCACACAAACUCCUGUACAGUCUUUGUCUACCAGCAGACCCAAAUGAUCUACCUUUCAAAACAUUAUCAGGUCUGUUGUCCGAUCAUUUCGAGCCAAAAAAAUCGUAUUUCGCAGCACGAUACCUGUUCUAUCAAGCACGAAAAUCAAACGACGAGAGCGUAGCCCAAUGGGGUGCACGUUUAAGGGACCUAGCAUCGAGAUGUAAAUUUGGCUCGGAACUGGACAUAGUGAUCCGCGAUAUUUUCAUGGUCGGAAUGGGGCCGGGAAAAAUACAGGACCGGUUGCUGGAAGAAGACGCUUCAAAGUCGAAUGUAACACUCGCGAAACUCAUGGAAGUAGCUACUAACAGAGAAACGACGGCAAACGCUAGUAAGCAAUGGGCUGCAAAGGGGUCACCUGUAACUGUGAACUUCACGAAACCAACGCAAUCCAAAGCCAAGCGGUCAUACCAACCCACCCCCCAAGGUAGAGGAGAGGUAAAUACGUACAACGCUAGUGACAAGAGGAAAUGCCAAGUCUGCGGACGGACAAACCACACCUCAAGCGCAUGUAAGUUUAAAAGUUAUUCUUGUAAUACGUGUGGUACCGUGGGACAUUUAGCACCAAUGUGUAAAUCGAAAGUAAAACCCAACCAGGGGGGAAGAAAUAAAACACAAAAUAAAUUUAUGUCGGAAAAAGUAGACACCGAUUCGGAUUCGUGCGUGCAGUUAGGAGAUUCUUUUUUUUCAAUUAAAGAAAAUUCCAAUGACAACGUAAAAAUAAACCCGUUUAAAAUAACUUUAACAGUAGAAGGGAAACCAAUUACGUUUGAAAUCGACACAGGUUCGCUAUACAGCAUAAUAUCGAUGAAAACGUUUGAUUCCUAUUUCGGAACGAAAACGUUAGUAGAUAACGAUAUCGCAUUAACGGACUACGUCGGCAAUAAAAUGACACCGGCGGGCAAAGUACAAUUAGCGGUUACUAAUAAUAAUGAGUCAAGGUCGUUCUGGGCGUACGUUAUUCCGAACGGCGGUCCGCCUUUAAUAGGCAGGAACGAUAUAGUUUCGCUAGGUAUCGAAAAUAUAUAUUCAUGUAAUUUCAACGCUGAAACCAUAGACUCAAUUUUGGGUAAGUACAAACAGUUAUUCGAACCGGGCACUCGGCACUUUUAA
This is a messenger RNA of Macrosiphum euphorbiae (potato aphid), 1200 nucleotides long. The record is from the annotation of a GenBank genome assembly. NCBI's taxonomy places the organism in Eukaryota, Metazoa, Arthropoda, Insecta, Hemiptera, Aphididae.